GCGGGCUCUCAGCGUUCCACCCGUGCGUACUGAAUUCUGUAGUACUUCCACGUGCCUCCUGCCCGGUCCUGUGUACUCCCGGUACGCAGCCCGCGUCCUGCAGACAGAGCUCAGGGCGCUCGAUUGGGGACUGUGCCCGCAGGGUCACCGCAGAGCUUCCAGCAGCUGCUCGCAAAGAUGCCGGGAAAGAAGGCGCGCAAGAUCUCGCAGCCAAGCCCCACGCGCGCGCUAGCAGAGCACGAAGUUGAGUGUGCUGUUCAACUGAGGAAAAUUGGAGACAAGCUGAAUUUCCGGCAGAAGCUUCUGAAUGUGAUAUCCAAACUCUUCUGUUCAGGCACCUGACUGCUUAAGAUCCCUUGAAUGAGGAGAUUCCUUUAAAACCCCAGUAGGUGUAAAUUUACCAGUUGUAAUCCAGGGGAACAUAAAGCAGCACUUGCUUGGUUUCUGAAUACCUUUGGAAACGAAGAUGGAAGUUUCCCAGAAGCCAUUCUUUGGGAUGGGAGAACAUUAUAAAACCGUUUUGUUUGUUUGAAAGCAAGAAUGGAAGAUCUUUGAAAUAAGGAAGUAAUUAUAUGUUUCUUUUUUGCUUAGAGAAUUGUUCUAGUAUUUUCGCUGAAGGUUGCUUCCCAUGUAAGAGGGGUUGAUAAAAGACUGUGAACGUGGUGGAAGAAACAGAAUAUGUUCAAUUGUUCUGUCUACUUUUGGAUGACAACUCCAGAGCAAUGUAUAAUAUUUGGUUCAUCCAUACUAUAUUGUUAAUAGUCAAAAUUGCAUUCUGAGAACACUGACUGUCAUAGCGAAUGUUGAUUUCGUAGGUCACUACAAAAUGUAAAGUCAUUUGAUAAUCUGUGUCUUUUGACUCAGACGUUGUACUGCUUCUGUUCAGAUGACCGCUCAUUAAAUGUAUCCCUGUGAGCAUGAACUGGAAAGUAUGUCUUUUUAAAAAAGUCCAUAGACUUAUAAGAGUCAUUACUUGGUGCCAGUAAAACUCUUGCAGAUUGAAUAUCUAAUGAUAAAGAGAGUGGGGAUUUUACAUAACCAGGAAUAAUAAAGAAAAGAAAUUUGGCUUUUUUACUGGUCUAAUUGGAACCUAGUAAGACAAAUCUUCUAAAGUAACCGUUGGAAAGAAAAAGAAUAUCUUUCUAAAGAAGUUUCUAAAAAUCUGUAAAAUUCUCGUUCCUUAUACUAAUCGCUGUGCAUUCUAUAAAAAGUGAUUUUUUUUUAAAAAACAGAAAUGAAUCAUGUUUUCAUAAUGGGGUGUACUUUUUUUUAAAGAAGAGGAACAGAUGUUUCUCAUCCAGAAUGAAAAUUCUGUGUAUACACACACAAAUAUAUGUGUACAUAUGUGUGUGCGCACACACAAGGGCAUCUAUGUAGAUGCAUUUACAUUAGAGUGCUGUGCAGAGCCCUAGAAAGAUUUCAUGCAUUUUGUUUUUUAUUAUUAAAGGUUGACUGUAAACAAAAUCUCCAAAUACACAACUAACAAGUAAUAAUGUCAUUAUUGAAUUUCAUCAGGAAUAAUCUUAUUUAUUAUGCCUAUUUAUAAUUAAAAUCUUUUUUGUUUAGCUUGAAUGUACAUUAGUUAACCUUGUAUUUUUUAGUUAUGAGACAAAGGUUUCAUAACUACUUGAAUUCCUACAGUAAGAAUGUUUUAAUAUAGGCUAUAGUUACAUUGGCGCCCUGGUGGCUCGGUGGUUAAGAGCUUGGCUGCUAACCAAAAGGUCAGCAGUUCGAAUCCACCAGCCACUCCUUGGAAAUCCUAUGGGGCAGUUCUCCUCAGUCCUAUAGGCAGGCUCGCUAUGAGUCAGAAUCAAGUUGACGGGAACGGUUUAUAGUCACUUUAGAUGUAAAAUUACCUCAGCAUUGUUUUCCGUAAGUAUUACAUAAUGCUGUUAGUUUCAUUUAAUGCUUGUAAAUGGUAUCUUUUUGUCUUUUUGGCUAGAGGCAGAUAGUUUGUCAUAUCAGUAUUUAUGGUCUAUAACUAUUUAUAUAUAUAUAAAAUUUGAUACUGUAGCAAUAAACUUAAAAAUUACCACCUUUUA
Messenger RNA from Trichechus manatus latirostris (Florida manatee), 2042 nucleotides. RefSeq names its product phorbol-12-myristate-13-acetate-induced protein 1 (gene PMAIP1). The record is from RefSeq and is a predicted model, not a curated record. Gene Ontology annotation, biological process: apoptotic process; release of cytochrome c from mitochondria; DNA damage response. The coding region runs from base 178 to 342 and encodes 54 amino acids. The transcript is spliced from 2 exons. NCBI's taxonomy places the organism in Eukaryota, Metazoa, Chordata, Mammalia, Sirenia, Trichechidae. Gene Ontology annotation, cellular component: mitochondrion.